AUGGAUGACGUUUUACUUGCAAUAGAUGACGAGGUUGUAGUUGGAAUGUUGGGAAGAUAUCAGAGUAAUCUAGAUAUUGACCAUUGGAGAGCUGCAAAAAAAGUUUUGAGAUAUCUUAAAGAGACAAAGGGCUACAUGCUUACGUACAAACGAUUAGACAAUUUGGAGGUGAUUGGCUACUACGACUCAGACUUUGUCAGCUAUGUUGAUUCACGUAAAUCAACAUCAAGUUACAUAUUUAUGUUUGUUGGCGGAGCUAUAUCUUGGAGGAGCGUCAAGCAGUCUCUAACUACUACUUCCACUAUGGAGGUUGAGUUUGUUUCAUGUUUUAAGGUUAACUUACUUGGAGCAUGGUUGAAGAGUUUCAUAUCUAGACUUAGACUUGUAGAUUCGAUUUCUAGGCCAUUGGUGAUAUAUUGUGAUAAUUCAGUUGCUGCCUUUAUGGCUAAAAACAACAAAAGUCGAAGUUGA
Messenger RNA from Gossypium arboreum, 471 nucleotides. Its product is annotated as secreted RxLR effector protein 161-like. The transcript is spliced from 2 exons. The record is from RefSeq and is a predicted model, not a curated record. The coding region runs from base 1 to 471 and encodes 156 amino acids. NCBI's taxonomy places the organism in Eukaryota, Viridiplantae, Streptophyta, Magnoliopsida, Malvales, Malvaceae.